AUGGCCACCGACCUCGCCAUGAGCGCAGAGCUGCCCAACAGCCCUCUGGCCAUCGAGUACGUCAACGACUUUGACUUGAUGAAGUUCGAGGUGAAGAAGGAGCCGCCGGAGGCCGACCGCUACUGCCACCGCCUCCCGUCCGGCUCGCUGUCCUCCACCCCCAUCAGCACCCCCUGCUCCUCCGUGCCUUCCUCGCCCAGCUUCUGCCCGAGCCCCGGCGCGCCGCCCAACCAGAGCCUCGCCAGCGGGGUGAACAGCAGCGGCAGCAGCAACAACAGCGGCUCCAACAACAAUCACAGCAACGCGGGCAAACCGCAGCUGGAGGACCUGUACUGGAUCCCCAGCUACCAGCACCACAUCAACCCCGAGGCGCUCAACCUGACCCCGGAGGACGCGGUGGAGGCCCUCAUCGGCAACGCGCACCACCACCACCACCACCACCAGGCCUACGAGGGCUUCCGCGGGCAGCAGUACGUCGGGGAGGACCUGUCCCUCGGCCUCGGCGGCCCCACCACCCACCAGGGCCACCACCACCAUCACCACCACGGCCACCACGCCCGCCUGGAGGACCGCUUCUCCGACGACCAGCUGGUGAGCAUGACGGUGCGGGAGCUGAACCGCCAGCUGCGGGGCUUCAGCAAGGAGGAGGUGAUCCGCCUGAAGCAGAAGAGGCGCACCCUGAAGAACCGGGGCUACGCGCAGUCCUGCCGCUUCAAGCGCGUCCAGCAGCGGCACAUGCUGGAGUCGGAGAAGUGCACGCUGCUGAGCCAGGUGGAGCAGCUGAAGCAGGACGUGGCGCGCCUGGCCAAGGAGCGGGACCUUUACAAGGAGAAGUACGAGAAGCUCGCCACCCGGACCUACAACACCGGGGGGCCCGCGAGCACGAGGGACCCGUCCGGGAAACAGGGCAGCACCGACUUCUUCAUGUAG
Pleuronectes platessa (European plaice) is the source of this 930-nucleotide messenger RNA. RefSeq names its product MAF bZIP transcription factor Aa (gene mafaa). Gene Ontology annotation, biological process: regulation of transcription by RNA polymerase II. The record is from RefSeq and is a predicted model, not a curated record. Gene Ontology annotation, cellular component: nucleus. NCBI's taxonomy places the organism in Eukaryota, Metazoa, Chordata, Actinopteri, Pleuronectiformes, Pleuronectidae. Gene Ontology annotation, molecular function: DNA-binding transcription factor activity, RNA polymerase II-specific; RNA polymerase II cis-regulatory region sequence-specific DNA binding.